Molecule: messenger RNA, 3489 nt
Organism: Liolophura sinensis
Lineage: Eukaryota; Metazoa; Mollusca; Polyplacophora; Chitonida; Chitonidae
Product: tartrate-resistant acid phosphatase type 5-like
Exons: 6
Coding region: 9-1019 (336 amino acids)
Biological process (GO): bone resorption
Molecular function (GO): acid phosphatase activity
Source: RefSeq, a predicted model, not a curated record
UUUCAAAAAUGGCGGCUGUCAAAGUGACAGCGUUGCUAUUGCUUUGUCUGGAUUUAAUAUGCUGUUCAGGAAGGGCACUAGCAUCUAGUAGCAGCCUGAAGUUUGCCGUUCUUGGUGACUGGGGCGGACUCCCUGACUUCCCCUACAGAACCCUUGUUGAAACAGCUGUCGCAUCUCAGUUAGGGAAAGUUACGCAGCAGUUUGGAAGUCAGUUCAAUCUGGCUUUGGGUGACAACUUUUACUUUGAUGGAGUAAAAAAUGUGGAUGACCCGAGAUUUAAGGAAACAUUUGAGUCCGUUUUUACUAGCGAAUCGUUGCAGAAUCCCUGGUAUUUUCUAGCGGGCAAUCAUGACCACAACGGUAACGUCUCGGGAGAAAUCGCCUACUCCGCUGUUUCCCAUAGAUGGAAUUUCCCAAACUUUUAUUACAAUCUGACUUUCCGGAUUCCCGGCACGUCCCUAACGGUGGACAUUGUGAUGAUAGACACAGUGAUAUUGUGUGGUAACACGGACUCAGAUUUCAGUCAGAAGCCACUGAGGGGUCCUAGUGAUGUUGAUGAUGCCGAGAAACAGUGGGACUGGAUCGGAAAAACGCUACAGGCCAGCAAUGCUGACUACCUACUGGUGGCUGGUCACUACCCCGUGUGGUCUGUGGCCGAGCACGGACCCACUCAGUGUUUAGUGGAUCGCCUGAUGCCUUUACUGAUGCAGAACCACGCAACAGCCUACCUGUGCGGCCAUGAUCAUAACCUGCAGCAUUUUGAGUACGGCUUGACGGGCUACAACAUCGACUACUUCGUUGUGGGUGCUGCGAACUUCAUAGACGGUAGCCUGGCACACGAAAGCAGCGUUCCGACGGGAUCCUUGAAAUAUCAUUGGGCCAACAAGCUGGGAAUGGGCGGCUUUGGAUUGGUCGAGGCCUCGGCAUAUAACAUGACUUUCACCUUUGUAGAGGCAACCGGGAAAGUCUUGUACACGAGAGUGAUGCCCCUCAGGAAGAUGAAAGGGAACCCUGUAUAGGUGUGCUUGAUACAUUGCCAAGUAAUGAAAAUUUAACUCAAGCAAGGCUGAGACACGACUGAAGAUAUCGCUCAGGAUGGAUCCAAGUUGUACUGCCAUGCGGUCAAUUGAUGUCACAACUGUUAACAACUCGAACUCGUCCUUGUAUUUGGUAUGCAGUGAUUCCCUAAGUCAACCGAAGUGUAGAUAUGCCAAAUACCUGCAUCGGGAACCCCAAAUUUAAACGUAACCCAGCCGUUUAAAGUUUUGCAUCGAACUAGGCGAAGAACUCGCCUGUCGAAUUCUGAAUUCCAACUUCCGCCAUGGACAUGUUACUGGUCGAAAGAUAAACUGUUGAAAACGAAAUUCAUUGCCUGGAGGAGCCUUAUAUUUGAUGGUAAUGGAACAAGCAAAAACUAAUAAUGAAAGUCCCUUUGAGGAAGUUUUCAAACAGUACCUUGCAGGGACUUGGCUCUGACUUAUCUAACACUUUGGAUGACUUCUGUGUAUUCAGUGUAUAUGCAAAGGUAAGGACGGUUUGAAGUAGUUGUGGUUGGUGAAAUUGUGCGUAUACAGGUAGGUUGGGCCAAUGCAGAGCGCUACAUUACAUAUAGUAGUUUCUCAGCUAGCUUGUUCUAUGAAAAUUGAGAAAUAUUAAGUGCCGAAGAGGGUAAAUUUUUAAUCAACCUAUUCUGUCAAGCAAUUCCUUGUAUAAAUCUUCGCAUAUUGUGAAAUGGUCCGAGUGACCACGUAUAUUGGUGCAAAAAGUUUACUAAGUUCAGGUGCUCUUUUAGAUUUUAUAUCCUGCACACUUAGAACAUUGCAUGGAACAUGAUUUUUCACCUGAUAUUUCACAGUGCCAAUUUUUGAUGUUGAACAAUUAUAGCUGUGGUUUUAGCCAAUGGAUAUUAUCUGUGAUAUCUUUCUUUAUUGGGUUUAUCAUAUGAAUGACAUUGAAAUUUGUAAUUUUUAAAUUAAUUAAAUUUUAAAUUAAUUAAUUUUUAAAUUUUAAAUUAAUUAAAUUUUAAAUUUUUAAAUGGGGUACAAACAAUUUUUUGCCCAGUUGUUAUUGCAUGCAAUGUAGAGAUAUCUAUGGUAUGCAACACAUUGAUGUUAGAAGAUAAUUUUGAAACAUGUAAAGGGGCCUUCGUGGCUCAGUUGGUUAGUACACGGUUGGUUAGUUGUACAGUAUAUCAUCAUUUUUUUAAAGAUCAGUUUUGUUGAUCUUUCGAUCUUGAUCUUUGUUGAUUUUAUAUGAGAUCUUUUAUGUUGUAUAUGGAACUUUCUUCCAUCUUUCAAAUCCAUACCCAGUGCUUUGAACAUUUUUUUUAUCUCUGUUAAUUGAGUGAUUUGAUCACGAUCAUGUAAUUCAGUUUGUGGCAUAUAUUUAUAUCUUUUCUGGUAAAAUGUUUACAUCGGUGUAUGCUAUUGUGAUAUUUGAUACAUAUGUUGUUGUUUCACGAUCGCUAAGCAUUCGUGAUAUAAUUGAACGUGUUUUCUCAGAAACUUGCAGCCUGUGUAUGACACAUUCGCCUGGAUGCUUAAAAUUAGUUUAUGUUGGUAGCAAUAUUCUGUUUCCAAUCUGAUAGACUUAAGGUACAGCGCGCUUGACUGUAAUAUAAUAAAUUUUUAUGCAUAGAAUGAGUUGAAAUUCGAAACAUAUUCGAACAAUUCGAACAUACAUUUCAAGCGUUGACUUUUAGGUCAGUAUAAUCUUCAGAUAACGUAAAGAAUAUGAUUGUUAAUCUUGUGAUGCAGUUAUAGUGAACGCUUAAUUCUGUUACGAAUUACGAUUACAGACAGGAUUAACACUGUCCGGGAAAUACUUCCAGACAGCAUUUAGCUGUUCAUGUGUAUGGUGGACGGAAGGGCUUUCCUGGCAUUUCCUUUCCUUUUGAAUUUGACGUCGACGAGACGCCGAUUUCCAGAAAAUAUUGCACGCGAUCCUCAUUGUUAAUUUUGAGUGCUAAAAUAAAAUUAUACCCAAUUUAUUCGCUAACCAUUGUACGUGUGUAUAUGGAGAGGCCUAUAUAGGCCUAUAUAUACAUGGACAGAUGAUUGGCAGUGCAUGCACGCUGGGGGGAUAUUUGGAGGAAUAGCUGAGACAUUUCUUGUCUGAUAGCAGAUUUUCACCAAUGUGAGAAAUACAUAUGAGUUGUAUUUACGGUGUACGCCAAUCAGUGUGCAUUGCAGAGCGUAUUUCCUACUUUUUAAGCAUUUACAUGAACAGAAUAAAACCCUGAGGUAAACAGACAAAAGGCCUGAGUUCAUUGUUUACGUGUGACCAUUUGUCAGCUCUCACACUGUCGUCGCUGCUCUGUGUUUAGCCUUCUCUCCAAGUUGACCGUCUUUAAUUAUAUUAUAUUAUAGAACGUGUAUGGCAGAUGGGUAAUCAUAUAAAGAUGGCAUGGGAUACUUCUAUCUACAUGUAUUUAUGUACAUGUACUUUUGACAAUACUGAAAUCGGUCGUGGAUUUCCCCCGGGCCUCCU